Messenger RNA from Antrostomus carolinensis (chuck-will's-widow), 636 nucleotides. It is a transcript of the gene N4BP2L1, whose product is annotated as NEDD4 binding protein 2 like 1. The record is from RefSeq and is a predicted model, not a curated record. Bases 1 to 636 code for a protein of 211 amino acids. Lineage: Eukaryota; Metazoa; Chordata; Aves; Caprimulgiformes; Caprimulgidae. The transcript is spliced from 5 exons.
AUGAUAGAAGUUACAGUGGAGGCAGAACAAAAUCAGAAACUGACCUUUUUUCAGCUAAAUGUAACGUGCCAUCCUAAUGAAGAAUUGCUGCUGGCAGGCAGAUGCGGAUCAAAUUGGAAGCUGAAACGUGACUAUCCCAGUGCUGUUGUUCUUAGUACCGAUGACUUCUUUACUGAAAAUGGUGUCUAUCUGUUUGAGCCUGACUUCCUGGAGGAUGCACACAAGUGGAACCAAAAGAGAGCACGCAAAGCAAUGAAGAAUGGGAAAAGCCCGGUUAUUAUUGACAAUACCAACAUCCAUGCUUGGGAAAUGAAGCCGUAUGUGAUGAUGGCACGUGAAAAUAGAUAUGAAGUUAUAUUCCAAGAACCAGAUACACCCUGGAAGUUCAGUGUUCAAGAACUGACGAGAAGAAAUAUUCAUCAUGUCCCUCGACAAACAAUACAACGGAUGAAAGAACAGUAUGAGCACAAUGUUACCUUCCACAGUGUUCUUCAGUCUGAAAAACCAAGCAGAGACGAGAAAAGCUCCUGUGGACCAAAUGCAGCUUACACCAUGGGUGCCCAUUCCAAUCCCACUGCAGCCUUCUCAAACAGAAGACCUCGUGUGGCACGUACAAACAACAUGCCCUUUAACUGA